AUGCAUGGGAAGCGGCGCAAUGCGCCCGGCAGCAGCGACGAGCGCCCCAGACCUACAAAGCAUGCGCGCUUCACCGAAACCCACCCCUACGAUUCGGAUUCGAAAUCGAGGCCCCAAGACAAGGCUAUGUUCGCCGCCAACGACUUGCUGUCCUCUCUUUCAGACGAGCUUCUAAUCCGCAUACUGUCCUUCCUAUCGACUUCUAAUCUUCUCGGUAUCUCACCCGUUUCCCGCCGUUUCUACCGCCUUUCUGCCGACUCUCAGCUCUGGCGCACGCUUUACUACCAUCGCUUCGUCCUGCCGCGCGCUUUGAAGAUACCCGGUUUUCGCGAUGGCUCUGCACGAGACAGCAGUCGAAUACAGUUUUCCACACGCCGAACCGUCUGGGCCGACGGUGGCUGGGGUCGUAGAGAUGCUCUGGGAGAUUCUGUUGAUUGGAAGCGCCAGUACAAACUACGGCACAAUUGGGCUAGCGGUAAUGCCUUGGUUCAAGAGGUGAAGGUUGGGGAAUCUUUGCUCGACUCUGUGGGCGCAGGGAAGACUCUAGUCAAAGUGAUUGAGGGUAUCGCGGUCACUGCCGACUGCGUUUCUGGCAUGCGAGCCUGGGACCUCAAGACGAGAGAGCCUAUCGCCCAAAUCAGCUUCAAGGAUGGCAACUACGGAUCAUCCCCUACUUGCUUAGCGAUCGAUUCCCGGAAGUUUGAGAAUAAGAGGCUCGACGUCGCAGUCGGGUUUCUGGACGGGAGCUUCGGCGUUUGGGAGCUUUAUAUCGAAGAAGGCAGGUUUCAGAAAAGAUACAAGCACGAAAAGUCCAGCAACGGCCGACUGGUGGAGAUUAAUCAGUUCUGA
Colletotrichum fioriniae is the source of this 849-nucleotide messenger RNA. NCBI's taxonomy places the organism in Eukaryota, Fungi, Ascomycota, Sordariomycetes, Glomerellales, Glomerellaceae. The record is from RefSeq and is a predicted model, not a curated record.